Molecule: messenger RNA, 936 nt
Organism: Penicillium paradoxum
Lineage: Eukaryota; Fungi; Ascomycota; Eurotiomycetes; Eurotiales; Aspergillaceae
Product: hemolysin III family protein
Exons: 1
Coding region: 1-936 (311 amino acids)
Cellular component (GO): membrane
Molecular function (GO): signaling receptor activity
Source: RefSeq, a predicted model, not a curated record
AUGACCCGUCGCGCGAUGUCUUCAUCCCCGCUCAAAGAUCCCCAGUUGACGGAGAGCCCGCCAGCUUCAUCCAAGCUAGAUAAUCAAUCAUACUGGCCCGCCAUUGGAAGCAAAGAACAGAUUCCAGGAUGGCUGCGCGAUAAUGACUAUAUUUUGGAAGGCCACCCGAUGCCCACAUAUUCCUACACGCGAUCUUUGCGCCUGUGGCGCUGUUUACAUAUGGAAACAAUGAACAUAUGGACCCAUUUAUUAAGCUCCAUGGGCUUUAUUGCUGUUGCAAUUGCAUUCAAUUACUCGGUAUCGCUUUCAAAGGACUUUGAUGUCACCCGCGCCGAUGUUCUUGCUUUCGGGUCCUUCUUGUCCUCGGCAACUAUCUGCUUUGGCCUCAGUGCUGGGUUUCACACCCUCAGAAGCCACUCUUACAACAUUCAUCAUCUCUGGGGCAAGAUGGAUAUCCUCGGCAUCUGCUUCCUUGCCCUUGGAGCCGGUACCUCUAUGACUUAUUACGCGUUUUACUGCAGACCCUUGGUUCAACGGGUAUAUUGGGGACUCAAUAUUCUCUCGGCAAUUGGCGCUGCCAUCACGUUGUUCGAUACCGGUGGUGGAGGGAACAAAAUGAGAACUUUGCGAGGAGGUGUUUUCUCUUUACUCGCUAUCUCUGCCAUGUUGCCUAUCCUGCAGAGUGUGAUUGAACUAGGCUGGACUCGCGCGAGUAAUGAGAUCGGGGCUGGGUGGUAUCUCGCAGAAGCGCUCACCCUUUUAGUCGGAGUGAGUGUUUUUGUCUAUCGAUUUCCAGAAAGACUGAGUCCUGGCACCUUUGAUAUUUGGGGCCAUUCACAUCAGCUUUGGCAUAUCUUCGCGGUGAUUGGCAGUGCUUUCCACGUUGUUGCUUUGGUUGGCGCAUACAACUAUCGUCGAGAAAACAAGAUAUGUUGA